AAUAAUCUGCUAUCUUCUGAUAUCUCUCAAAGGACUAUUGCUAUUGUACUCAGUCGGACGAGGCGGUUAUUAAGUUGAAGUAGAUCUUUGAAAAAUUUCAUUUGUCAGACAAACUUCAUUUAAACAAAUUUUUUUUCGAUGUAAAAAUUUUAUUUGCGGAUUAUUUAGUAAGAAGAGUGAAUAUUUAUUCCCCAAGUUGAAUUCACAGUAUGUUGAUUCAAGGUUUUGCAUGUCGCUGUUUGGUAGUUUUCAAUUCGCGUACUUUUUGUUUUGGAUUUGACUUCCUAUACACCAGCAUGAGCUAAUAUCAAUUAAAUUAAUUUUUAAAAGGCCAAAAGAGGUGUUUUUUUAUUUUAAUUGUGUAUUUUUUUAUUCUUAAACCUUACUGAAGAAGACUCGCUGAUAACAAUUUGGUAAUUCAAAACUGCAAGUGUAGAGGAACUACAUACACAAGAUAUCGAUUUUCAGAUGGGAGAAGCUAAUAUGUUCAUGCAGGGAGCAAGUGCGAAAUACAGGCAUGAUGAAUUCAAAAAUGCUAGUUCGAUUAGUUUUUCAUGUAUUUGUUACUGUCAUGUAUUUCUGUGCUUUGGUUCGAUAUGAAUACCUUCCACCCAUGCCUCAUAGGAGAAGUCAUGAACAUUUUGCAGGACGCUGGAAAUACCUAACUUAUUGGAAUUUGAUUGCUCAGUUUCUGUUUUUUGCCUUAUCUUGUAUCCUUGAUUUAAUAAAAGUAUCCCCAAGCACUUAUCAUAAAAUGAUGAGGGUCAGAGAUAAAAUGUAUGCUGGUAUUGUACUGCCAUAUGGUGUGUUUGUAGUAGCUGUGUUCUGGAUAUUGUACACAAUAGAUAGAGAACUUAUCUUUCCAAGAGUUCUGGAUGCUGUAUUCCCAGCAUGGUUAAAUCAUGUGUCUCAUACAGUCAUUCUUCCUGUUUUGCUGUUAGAAACCUAUAUAUUGAAACAUCGUCAUCCUCGUAGAAAGGAUGGAGUGGUAAUCACAGCACUAUUUGGAAUCGUUUAUGCUUCAUGGGUGUUAUAUCUGGCUCUUGUUAUGGAUAUCUGGCCAUAUCCAAUUCUGCAAAUAAUAAAUUGGACACAGAGAUUUGUUUUCUUUGCAAUCUGUAUCGUAUUUCUAUUAUUCAUGUACUUAGUUGGUGAAAGGAUCAAUUGCACCUUUUGGGGUGAAAGCAUAGUUCAGAAAGUGAAGUGAGUGAAUUUCAAAUGUGAGGUUGUGUUACAACAUUUACUUAUAUCUACUUACUACUGGAUUCCUCAGGCAAUACAUAGCCGGUAAAUGCAAGUGUGUAUGUUCCCAAAUGUAGUACAAAAUGUUUUUAGAUAAUUUUAGCUACAUUCCAAAAAUUUUUUAUAAUAGUAAAUUAGUUUAUUUGUAUUAUUUUACAUGAUCCAAAUCUUACAAAAUAAGUAUUAAUUGAAAAGAAGUUAUAUUUAGAAUUUGUAAAAAAAAAAAAAAAAAAAAAAAAAAAAAAUUACAUAUGUAUAUGUAUAAAGUUUUAUUAUCUUAAGAAUAUGUUCUGUGCCUUUUGCUGUAAUUUUUGUACUAAGGAUGUACUGUAGAAUAUUAAUUUCAUUACAAAAAUCAUGUAUGUUUUUAAUAAUAAAAGUUUUUCUUUUGACAUUGUGAAA
Messenger RNA from Stegodyphus dumicola, 1644 nucleotides. Its product is annotated as androgen-induced gene 1 protein-like. NCBI's taxonomy places the organism in Eukaryota, Metazoa, Arthropoda, Arachnida, Araneae, Eresidae. Gene Ontology annotation, cellular component: endomembrane system; membrane. The record is from RefSeq and is a predicted model, not a curated record.